This is a messenger RNA of Python bivittatus (Burmese python), 2696 nucleotides long. RefSeq names its product NIPA like domain containing 4 (gene NIPAL4). The record is from RefSeq and is a predicted model, not a curated record. Gene Ontology annotation, cellular component: membrane. Gene Ontology annotation, biological process: magnesium ion transport. NCBI's taxonomy places the organism in Eukaryota, Metazoa, Chordata, Lepidosauria, Squamata, Pythonidae. Gene Ontology annotation, molecular function: magnesium ion transmembrane transporter activity.
GGUGCGAUCCCACUCUCGCCAGGAGGCAACUUUCAAGCUCCUUGAAAGGAGCAGGUUAGGCGAGGCGGGGCGAGCGGACGGGAGGGGAGGCCGCUCUUCCUUCCGUUGCUGACACCCGCAGACAGCCAACAACGAAAGAGGGAGGCGGCAGCGAAGUGGACCAGUGGGGCGCACCACGCGCGCAUCUCGUCCCAUCUCCAGACUCCCACUGCCGCGGCUCCUUCGCGGAAUGUGCUGAUCUUCUCGCUCCGAAGCGCACAUGGAGCCACCUGAGCCGCUGUGGGUGAACAGGAGCUGUGCCAGCGGCUCCCUGUUCACUCUGGCUUGCCUGAAUCAUCAUGCUGUUUGUCAAAUCAUUAAGAAUGUCAGUUCCCCAGUUUCACCCCAUACAAAUCUUACUUUAAGCUCCAACUGGAUGGUGCAAGUUGAAGACAAAUAUGGGUUUUACAUUGGCUUGGCCUUGGCCAUCUUUUCAAGCUUUCUCAUUGGCACUAGUGUCAUCCUCAAGAAGAAAGGACUGCGUCGGCUGGUGGAGAAAGGAGGCACCAGGGCUGGAGAUGGAGGUCAUGGCUAUCUGAGAGACUGGUUGUGGUGGGCUGGUUUGCUAACCAUGGGUGGAGGAGAGGCCGCCAACUUUGCUGCAUAUGCCUUUGCGGCUGCAACAAUUGUUACACCACUCGGGGCACUGAGUGUGCUCAUAAGUGCCAUUUUGUCCUCUUAUUUGCUCGGAGAACGGCUGAACUUACUGGGCAAACUAGGCUGUAUGCUGAGCAUUGUGGGUAGUACCGUUCUUGUGAUUCAUGCUCCGGAAGAAGAGGAAAUCACCACUUUGGUAGAAAUGUCUUCAAAACUGAAGGAACCAGGUUUUCUUGUUUAUGCCAGCAUCCUCUUGGUUAUCAGCCUAGUUCUGAUCUUUUUCCUAGCGCCACGUUAUGGCCAGACUAAUAUUCUCAUCUACAUCUCCAUCUGUUCUGUGAUUGGGGCUUUCUCCGUCUCAUCUGUCAAAGGGCUGGGCAUUGCCAUCAAGGGUUUUUUCACUCACCAGCCUGUUCUACAAGACCCAUUGACCUGGAUUCUUGUCUUCACAUUAGUGGCUUCUGUUACGACUCAGAUCAACUACCUCAAUAAAGCUCUGGACAUCUUCAGUACCUCUAUGGUUUUUCCCAUUUACUAUGUCCUCUUUACCACUAUUGUCAUCACAACUUCAGUUAUCCUCUUUAAAGAGUGGGUUGCCAUGUCUGUAAUAGACAUUAUUGGGACAGUAUGUGGAUUUCUUACCAUUAUUUUAGGAGUGUUUUUACUGAAUGCCUUCAAAGAUAUGGAUGUCAGUUUAAAGAAUCUGCCACAACCUUUGCAGAUUUCCAGCGAGGUGCCAGUAAUUAAGGAUGACAAGAACAUUUUAAUAGAGCUGGAUAAUCCAGACGGCAGGGUUCAUAACAAACCCAAAGUAUUCAUGAUUUUCAGUUGAAACCUAAUUUAAUAUUUCUAUUUCUUUGGGGAAUGGGGCCAAACAGUAUGCAAACAUGCAUGUAUGUACAAGAGUUUAAAUGAAGCAUCACCAUAUAAGCCUUUUGAAAACAGCAACCGACUUCAACACAGCUUGCUACCUCCACAUUUCUGCUUAGCGAUCCUCCUCUUUUCAUCCUUGGCAAUGGCACUGUAUUUUGCAUGCUCUAGAAUCAAUAGCAGUGGUGAUUGUAUUUGUGUCAAACAUGGGCAUAUUCCCUGUGCUUUCGGAAGAAAUGUUUUACUGUCAAUCAGUACUGUUUCUUCCAGAUCUUUCUCAAUCUUUCCCUGUCUUCACAAGGAAAAGCUAUAUUCAUUGUAUGAAGUCUGUGAAGAGUGUGAAGCUUCAAAAGAAAACAUUGCUGUCUUUUUUUUCCAGCUAUGAAUACCGAAGUCAUUUUUGAAAAUAUGGGAAAAUAAAUAGCUACACUUCCCCCCAGAUUGUAAUGUUGCCCAAGACAUUCAGGACAUUCAGUCAUGUCCUUAUUCCUAAAUGGUGCAAUCCCAAUAAAACAGCCCUACAGCCUUUUUCUUGGAGAUUGGAUUUUAGUGUGUUUUGGUGCUUCCACUGUUUUAAUUAAUUUUACCAAUGCUGUUAGAUGUUCUGACAGAGCAGCAGCUGCCUUUCAUUUCCCAUAAAUAUUCAUUAUGAUUUAAUUGUGAUAAUGCGGGCGUUCUUGUCUCCAUGCAAAGUUAUGAAAUGUAUUUCAUAAUCAUUAGUACGUUUCUGAUAAUUCAAAGUACUAUUAAUAUUUCUGUUAGUCUCUGGAAUGAUAUUAAAUCAUGACAGAGUCAGGACAACAUGAAGUGUAUUUACAACCACAUGGAGAAGCAGUCAUCUAUAGUACUACUGUAAUUCAUGUGAUGGUUUGAAUUUUGUCACUCUCUUACAGUUCUGGCUGUAGGAACAUUAUAAAACUUGUUGCCCAAAUAUACUGGUCCUGUAGUUAAUUACCUAUCCCCAACAUGGUAGUUUGCACAUUUGUACACUUGGACAGGGCCUGGCUGAGCUGUAAAAGGACCCAGUCUUGGUAAGUAGAUUUGUGUGCUGUUUUAUUUUUUUAACCCAAGCACCAGAAUAGACAUGAUAACUCAUGAGUUUAGCAAUCAUGCUACCGUAUUUUUCCGACUAUAAGAUACUUUUUUCUAAAAUCCUUACGGUAAAAAUUGAAGGGUGUCUUAUGCAAGGA